CACCCUGGACGGCCCCUUCCUGACUACAUCACUCACAGGAAGUGUAGAAAGAAAAAGAGAAAAGGGGACGUGAAUGUUUCUGUUGCUCCCGUUUUGUUUUUUCUGCAUUUUUCAAAUUUCACCAACCCUCAUCCGCAAUAGAAGUAUAAGGAUCACACUAUUCUGAGGGAACGACAGUAACAGCAAAAGUGUGAAGAAAGAUGGAGGACAACCCUUGCAGUGUAUGGGGUCAUUCUGUAAAGGAUUAUUUGUAAUGCUAUGGGACUGAGUUUGUGCAGGACUCAAUGAUGAAAACAGCUGUUGGAACUCUGCAUUUUGAGAGUAAGCAGCCACACCUUAUACUGCAUAACCAUACCAUGGUGAUCAACGAGGUCUUCUAAAAAUAUUCUUUGGAUUCUUCUCAAAGCUCUCAGCUUCUUUUGCAGUAUGCACUAUGCUCUCCCCCGCCCUGUCGACAGCAUCCCCAGUCCUCACCAAACCCUCUUCCCCCACCAUAUCCUCAGAUAUUCCAGACUCGUACCAUUCACAAACCUCUCCUAUUCCUCCUAGUACUCCUUUCUCCCUCAGUUCUACUCAAACAUUUCCAUUGAUUGAUAUCUCCAACGACUCUUCCCAUGACCCGGCCUCCCUUCUGCUCCCUACAUUACCCCCUAUAUCAUGUAUACAACCUUCCUCACCUCCACUUCAAACUUGCUCACCUAACAUUAACUUCAAACUAUACUCCCCUCUUCCUCCCCAGAAACGCAUGUCUCCUCAGAUGCCAAAGCCACCCCUCCCUGCACAACUCCCCUCAGCUCUCCCCAAAAUCUCCUCCUCACCCCUGCCUAGACCACCUCCACCUGUUGGUAGGCCCUCAGCUCCACCCCAUCCCAGACCUCCUCUUCCAGUAGCCUCAAAACCACCAGUCCCUGCAUCUCCAGUCAGCAAUUCCAAUGAGCCAGUGCUCCCUGGUAUCAGCAUCCUGGAUAAACUGAUAAAGACAUGUCCAGUGUGGCUUCAACUCGGAAUGAAGCAAGACAGAGCCAUGCAAAUACUGAGCAAGACGUCGCCAGGGAUCUUUUUAGUUAGGAGAGAUCCCAGUCAGAAGCCGAUGGUACUGUCAGUACGUUUUGCUGACCAGCUGGGGGAGCCCCAAUUCAAAGAACUGCAUAUAAAAGAAGAUAAGUCCUUGCUGUACCUUGAAGGUUCUGUCCUGGUCUUUGAGAACAUUUUUAAACUCAUUGCUUUCUACUGUGUGAGCCGGGACAUCCUUCCUUUUCCUCUGAAGUUACCUCAGGCCAUCCUCCAGGUAGCUACAUAUGAUGAUAUGGAGGUGAUCUCUUCUCUAGGUUCAGAGUUCUGGAGUUCAGCUCUGAAUAGUCAUGAGGUAGUAGGAAACAAAGCUGGUGGUUUUGGCAAUCCAGACAGCCAGGGGCAAAGCAGUUCCUGUGAAAUACAGCUUUCAGUUGGCAGCAACCGCCUUUGGUAUGUCAACCCCAUUUUCAUUGAGGACUGCAGCAACAGUGUGCCGCCCACCUCACCUACCCCUGUCUUGAGGACCCAGAGCCUAAACACCCCAAUCAAGGCACUACCCAAGUACAAAAGACCCCCACCCCUGCGUCCACGUCCUCCCAAUGCACCUGAAGGCUGUCUACAUCCUGCAUUUGGUAAGCCAGCAAAGGGAGAGUUUAAGCAAGUUCUCAGUUAUCCUCCCCCUUCAGUACUGAAAGGGGAAGGAAAUGAUGGUGAUGGUGCAGAACAAGAAAGACAGAGAACUCCAGCCUCGGGUGUUGAGCAUGACACAGACAAGCCAGCUGUCUUACAAACAGAGGGAAAGCAGUCUUCUAGUACUCCUUCACAUAGAGUUCCUCCAGUACCAUCCCGCCGCAGACUAAGUGAGAAACAACUGUCAGAGGAACCAGCGCAGCAGGAAGUCACCACCAGCACCUCUGGUGCACAUAUCCCGCAAGUCCCUGUUGCAUCUCUCAUUUGCCUAGAUGACAGUAUGGAAGAAAGGGAGAGGCCUGUGGAUUCAGAAACUCUUCAGGAAGUGCUAGAGGAACAAUCUAAAGUAUUUAAUGGAGCUCCAAAGGUAUCUCAUGAAAUAGCGGCUGUAGCAAAGAAGCCUGUUGCUCCAGAGGUGCCUCCAAGGAGGAAAAUACUCUCUCAAAACCUGACUGGACAACUCUACCAAGCAGCCGGGAAUUCACUAACACCAAGUAUCCAAGAACCCACUUCCAUUCUUCCUUUGAAUUUCAGCAGCCCCAGUCCUGUCCGCCCUUCAUUCAUCCUCAACGCUGGUCAUCCCAAAAUCUCUGAUGUUUCUCAGUUUUCUCCUGAAGGUGGAGCUCCACAGCCGGACCAUGAUUCCUACUCAGCCAGCAGCACGGAGGAGGAGGUGGACACCAUUGUGGCAACAGGUGCUCUUAUAAAGAUGAGCCCAACAAUCAUGCUUGACCGAGCCAAGCAACGACUGUCCAUGGUGUCUAUGGCGAACCUCUCCAAUGCCUUAACAGGCUUAAUGAGUGCCGACCGCAAGCUGCAUAAACGCAUCGUAGAGCUGUCCCGGGAUGGAAACACAUACUUUGGGAACCUGGUUAGGGAUUAUCAAGUUUUUACCUUGGACACCAUGCGGAAACACACCUCUAGCACAGAGAUGCUCCAAGAGAUCAGGCAGAUUAUAACCCAACUAAAAAGCUACUUGAUCCAGAGUGCAGAGCUGCAAAAUCUACAAGAAGCAGCCACAUACUCUGAUGAGAAAUUGGAGAUCAUUAUUGAAGUAGCACUUUGCAAGAGUGUCCUGAAACCCUUGCGUGUGGCUGUGUAUAACAAAUUGAAGGAUAUCCACUCGCGUGCAGGAAAUCUGAAGAAACUAAAAGAAAACCAGCAAGUGGUUCUGGGGACCACCACUACAGACCUAGGGGUCACCACCAGUGUCCCUGAAAUGGCUGUCAUUGAGAAAAUUCAAGCAAAGCUUGGUAACAUGCACAAAGAGUAUUCACCUCAGAAGAAGAUCGAUAUGCUCCUCAAGACCUGCAAGAUCAUCUAUGAGUCCAUGACUGUGGGCUGUCCAGGAAAGUCUCAUGGUGCUGAUGACCUCCUGCCUGUGCUAAUGUAUGUCUUGGCUCGCAUCAACAUCGGUGCACUGCUGCUGGAUGUAGAGUAUAUGAUGGAGCUGAUGGAUCCUGCACUGCAGCUUGGAGAGGGUUCAUACUAUCUAACCACCACCUAUGGUGCUCUGGAGCACAUUAAGAAUUUUGAUAAUGAGGCUGUGACCAGACAGCUGAGUCUGGAGGUCCAGGACUCUAUCCAUCGCUGGGAACGCCGCCUCACCCUAAACAAAGCUCGAGCAUCACGCUCCUCUGUGCAGGACUUCAUUAAUGUUUCCUUCAUGGAAGCUGGCUCCAACACUAAGACCCUGGGGGUGCGACCCAACACUACGGCUCAGGACCUGUGCAAUCAGUGUGCAGAGAAAUUUGAGGUGUUGUCUCCUGAGUCGUGUUGCCUGAGUGUGCUGGUGGACGGUCAUUACAAGCCACUGGCUCCUGAGGAGUUCCCUCUCGCUGUCAAAUCCAGCUUGCACCACACAGAGCCACGGAUGGAAUAUUAUUUUGUGUACCGGCAUGGUCGCUGGCCAGAACAAGAAUCUGUGGACCAGAUGCCCCCUACAUCUGAACCAGAAGAGAGUUUGAUAUGAACCGUGUGAAUGUAUGUGUAGUCAUUCGAGUGUCAGUGGAUCUUUGCAGAUUGUUUUGAGUUGCUUGAACGGAAUACAAAGGAUAACCUUAAUAUACGACAGAAUGACAGUUACACAAAAUAAUGUAAGCUGACAUUACAAUGCCUAUCCACAUGAGAAAUGGCAUGAAUGACUGGCUUACAAAUGACAGGUAUUUGUUGUAAAACACUUGGAAAGGACUUGGACUGGAAUCGAAAAUCUGUUUUGAUGGUUUUCUCCUAAAGAAGCAUGGUGAGCUCAAAUGACAAGCCUGCCUCAGCAAAUUCACUUCUAUUUGUGAGACUUUUUGUGCACACAUAGCCACAGAUAUGUCCUACACCUUAUUUAACCUUAAGUUUAGCAGAUCUAAUCCAGUUCCCCAGUAGUGUUUAGCUGACCUUGAAUGUUUCAAGAUUUACAAUCAAAACUUUAUCUUUCAAACAAUACAGCCAAAGAUUUUCGUAUCUCAGGACUCAGCAGGUUGUGCUCAUACUCUCUAUUAUGGUGCUGAUUUCUUUAAUUAUAUGUUUCUUAAAAUAAUGCAUCGUUUUAGACUUGAAAUAGUUAUGCACCUGCAUUGCACUCAGUUUCUAUACUCCGUAAUUUGCAAAAAAGAUAUGCACUCUAUGUUAUAUUUUAUUCACAGUUAGUUCAAUGUAGCUUCUUUUUUAUGUCUGACAACAAGCAAUAGUUUAGGCACAAGAUUUUGUGGAAAAUUCUUUUAGGCAACAUAUAUCUAUAUAUCUCACAAGAUGCAUCAGUUUCAGAGAGCACAACAUAUGUCAAACCAAAGACUGGUGUUUGUUUAUAGUUUUAAUAUGCAU
This is a messenger RNA of Xyrauchen texanus (razorback sucker), 4518 nucleotides long. RefSeq names its product Ras and Rab interactor 3 (gene rin3). The transcript is spliced from 10 exons. NCBI's taxonomy places the organism in Eukaryota, Metazoa, Chordata, Actinopteri, Cypriniformes, Catostomidae. Gene Ontology annotation, cellular component: endocytic vesicle; cytosol. Gene Ontology annotation, biological process: vesicle-mediated transport; signal transduction. Gene Ontology annotation, molecular function: guanyl-nucleotide exchange factor activity; small GTPase binding. The record is from RefSeq and is a predicted model, not a curated record. Bases 434 to 3676 code for a protein of 1080 amino acids.